This is a messenger RNA of Penicillium malachiteum, 165 nucleotides long. RefSeq lists its product as uncharacterized. Bases 1 to 165 code for a protein of 54 amino acids. The record is from RefSeq and is a predicted model, not a curated record. The transcript has a single exon. Lineage: Eukaryota; Fungi; Ascomycota; Eurotiomycetes; Eurotiales; Aspergillaceae.
AUGUUCCGACUGGAUGGAAAAAUUGCCCUCAUUACCGGUCUCGGCCAGACCACCGAGGAUGGUUGGGGCAUUGGCGCGGCAAUCGCGAUGAAGCUUGCACAGCAAGGCGCGUCUAUUUUUGGAAAAAAACGCACAUUGACCGCGGCUGAGAGAGCCAAAGCUUGA